UCUAUAUCCAAUGGCCAGCUUGCUCAAAGAGUCUAGCAAAACUGUUGCUGGGAAGAGGAAGCGGGAGGAACUGGGGGAGAACGAGGGUGAGAGGAAUGGAGUUGGGGAGAACGAGCCUAAGAAGAAAAGGAACAAACAGCGGGUGUUGCUCCUCUCCUCGAGAGGAGUAACGCAUCGAAUGCGGCAUUUGCUCAAUGAUUUGGAGGCGCUGUUGCCACAGGCAAAAAAAGAUGCUAAGCUCGAUUCCAAGCACCAGCUUCACCUUCUUCCCGAGCUCGCUGAUCUCCACAACUGUAACAACACUCUUUACUUCGAAGCUCGACGACACGAAGACCUCUAUCUCUGGGCCUCUAAGACACCUAAUGGACCAAGUAUAAAAAUGCACGUGCAAAAUGUGCACACGAUGGACGAGCUCAAGUUGACGGGCAACUGCUUGAAGGGAAGCAGAGGUCUGGUGUGCUUUGACGAGGGGUUCGAUAGCAGUGAAAACUGGAGACUUAUAAAGGAGGUUUUCACGCAAAUAUUUGGUGUCCCACCCAGUGCACGUCGUACCAAGCCGUUCAUUGACCACAUCCUCACUUUCUCGCUGGUCGAUGACAAGAUCUGGUUUCGUAAUUUCCAGAUCCUCGAGAAGGACCCGGAGAAUCCAUCAGCUCCACCGAAAACAUCGCUUGUCGAAAUUGGGCCGCGUUUCGUGCUCACCCCGAUCCGAAUCUUCGAGGGCGCAUUCGCUGGCGCGACCGUAUUCUCCAACCCGGAGUUCGUAUCACCAGCAGCGGUCCGCGCGGCUGUGAGGAGGAAACAGGGAGAGUCGUACAGGCUGAGGAAGGAGGCACAGAUGGACAAAGGCGUCAGAAAGGAGAAGCAGAAGAUGCCGGAGGACGAGCUGGCAGUUAGGAAGGUGUUUGCGUGAUAUGCAGUCGUUCAUUCCC
This is a messenger RNA of Dacryopinax primogenitus, 932 nucleotides long. RefSeq names its product Brix-domain-containing protein. The record is from RefSeq and is a predicted model, not a curated record. Gene Ontology annotation, molecular function: rRNA binding. The transcript is spliced from 3 exons. Gene Ontology annotation, cellular component: nucleolus. The coding region runs from base 11 to 913 and encodes 300 amino acids. NCBI's taxonomy places the organism in Eukaryota, Fungi, Basidiomycota, Dacrymycetes, Dacrymycetales, Dacrymycetaceae. Gene Ontology annotation, biological process: ribosomal large subunit assembly; rRNA processing.